Messenger RNA from Anguilla rostrata (American eel), 3854 nucleotides. RefSeq names its product cAMP-dependent protein kinase type II-beta regulatory subunit. Gene Ontology annotation, biological process: negative regulation of cAMP-dependent protein kinase activity. The record is from RefSeq and is a predicted model, not a curated record. Bases 219 to 1433 code for a protein of 404 amino acids. Gene Ontology annotation, molecular function: cAMP binding; protein kinase A catalytic subunit binding; cAMP-dependent protein kinase inhibitor activity. NCBI's taxonomy places the organism in Eukaryota, Metazoa, Chordata, Actinopteri, Anguilliformes, Anguillidae. The transcript has 11 exons. Gene Ontology annotation, cellular component: cAMP-dependent protein kinase complex.
GCUACAGUUGUUACUGCCAUUUUCAUUCAUUCAGAGGCUUGAUAGCAGGAAGCUUCGUUCAUUUCGGGGUGCACGGGAAUGGGAACAUAGCUUUAUGCAACGUUUUCUGUUAAAAUACGCACGACCCGAAAUUAUAGCUUUUACGCGAUUUUUUACGCUGAUUUAAAAAAAGGAAACUAGUAAUUUUGUUCUGAUUCCUCCAGAGAUUGUCAAUAGGAAUGAGUAUAGAAAUUCCCGAAGGACUGACGGAGCUAUUGCAGAGCUUUACCGUGGAAGUGUUGAGGAAUCAGCCCCGAGAUCUGCUGGAGUUUGCCCUGCAGUACUUCACUCAAUUGAAGGAAAGUCAGAGCCAAGGGGUCGCUUUUGGCAAUGACCAAAAUUCGGCUAUUAGACCUGGGAAGGCAGUCAACUUUAUCGAGGAAGCCAUGCAGAUCGACUCGGAAAAUGGGGAGGAUGAAGAGGAGGAGGACGAGGAAUUCGUAGCUCCAGUGAUCAACAGAUUUGUAAGAAGAGCUUCAGUGUGCGCUGAAGCGUUCAACCCAGAUGACGACGAGGAAGACAAGGAGCCCAGGAUUACACAUCCCAAAACAGAUGAGCAGCGGCAGAGAUUGCAGGAGGCCUGCAAAGACAUCCUUCUGUUCAAAAACUUAGACGCGGAGCAGAUGUCUCAGGUGCUGGACGCCAUGUUUGAGAAGCUGGUGGAGGCCAGCGAGCACAUCAUUGACCAAGAUGACGAUGGCGACAACUUCUACGUCAUCGAAAGAGGUACUUUUGACAUCUUCGUGAAGGUUGACAGCACAGAGCGCUCCGUGGGCUCGUAUGACAACCGUGGGAGUUUUGGGGAGCUGGCUUUGAUGUACAACACUCCAAGGGCGGCCACCAUCAUUGCUACCUCACCUGGUGCUCUUUGGUGCCUGGACCGACUGACUUUCAGAAGAAUCAUUGUGAAGAAUAAUGCCAAGAAGCGGAGGAUGUACGAGGCCUUCAUUGAGACCCUUCCGUUGCUCACAUCGCUCGAACUCUCUGAGAGAAUGAAGGUGGUGGACGUGUUAUCCUCAAGAGUUUACAACGACGGGGAACAGAUCAUUGCUCAGGGAGAUUUGGCUGAUUGUUUCUACAUUGUGGAAUCUGGACAAGUUAGAAUCACGAUGAAGAGGAGCAAAUCAAAGAAAGAUGUGGAGAAUGGGGAGGUGGAUAUUGCCUUGUGCACCAGAGGGCAGUAUUUUGGAGAACUCGCUCUGGUCACUAACAAGCCUAGAGCUGCUUCAGCGUACGCCGUGGGAGAAGUCAAAUGUUUAGAAAUGGACAUCCAGGCCUUUGAGAGAUUGUUGGGCCCCUGCAUGGACAUCAUGAAGAGAAACAUUGAAAACUACGAAGAGCAGCUAGUCGCCCUGUUUGGAAGUAACACUGACAUUGAGGAUCAAAGUGCAUGAGAGCCCAACAGCAAAAACUGACUUGCAGCACGUAAGGAAAGAAAAGGAAGGUGUUUUGGGGGAAGCCGUCAACUUCUAGAUGCCAAGUGUUGCCAUGACCACUUGUAUUUUUUUACACGUAUUUAUUUAUUCUGCUUUCUGAAAUGUGUAGCUCCACAUUAACGAUAGCAGUUUAGAUAUUUUAGACAAAAUAUGUUGGUAUACUUCCAGAUUUCAUGGAAUGCUUAAUGAGUUUUCUGGGGCAUAGAUUACAUCUUGUGUGUACCUUUGCUUAGUAUAUUCUAUGAAGCUAGGCAAGGUGUUAAUCUAUUUGGUAAAUGUUUAUGUCUACUUAUUUCUUAUUCAUUUUAACAGCUUUUUUAUGCACCCAGUCCAUAAUCUUUCAGCAAAGUCAAUAAUCACACGUACUGCACACAUACUUAAUAUUAUGGCAUUAUUUAAGAUGGCUUCAGUUGAUAUCUCCUCCCAAUUUCCCUUUAUAUCUCACUUUGUCAAAACCGCUCCUUGACUUUUUGUGCUUUCGGUCCAGUCUACCCACAGUGCACUGUAUCUUAAGCACUGAGUACAGAAUUGCAGGAUGUGAAACAUUUUUUUUUCAGUUCUACAUUUUUUUAUUCCGUUUCAUGUUUGGGAUACUUGCGCAUUUGUCUUGGUAGUUGCUAAAAUGGACAAAAACUGUGUCGGAUUGGAAAAAUCAGAACAGAUUCUGAAAUUGUACAGUGAAAAGUUGAAGGCACAAAUGUGCAUUGCAGGCAGGUUGAAUCUUGACCUUAGUUCCAUGGCCUGCAUAUUAUAUCCAAUUUUGUGUGCACAGCAAUGGGGUAGAAAGAAUGGGGUGUUUUUCUGCACUUCAAAAUUUUAUUCUCGGACAAUAAAAAAGACAAAAAACAACCCCCCUCUUGUUGGUGGCACACAUGCAUACAAUUUAAGACUUGUGCCAAGUCAGACUUACCAAAAGAUGCUCGUUCUCAUUGACUCUAUGACAGUGUUACUGACUUUGUUAUUUUAAAGACUUGCCAAUUGUAGGUUAAUGUUGCGAGAAACACAAUCUUUCAAAAUUGUUAUUUCAAAUGGGAAGUGUACAUUUAUUGUUUUAUUGUAACACUUUAUAGCUUAUAGUGGCUGCUUCUUGUUUUUGUGUAAGAUGUUUGGCCCAAUGCACAAAUGUAUGUCUUAUGUAUACUUGAAUUUUGUUUUAUCUAAAGUGCUGAUCUUGACUAGAUUAUCUGUUAAGGUUGUACAUAUGUAGCUUACAACGUGUUGACUUUUAUACCCUAGAAAUCAAACAGAGAAGAUAGAAGAACAAAAUGAUUUGCUUUCUGAAAUUAAAAAUACAGCACCUCUGAAAUUAAGCAGCUGGAAGUUACUUGCUACCAGAAAUUAUGAUGCCGAUUUAAUUGCUACAGCAGCAGAUUGUGUGAGUCUAUUUUAUUCCUUUUUUUUUCUUUUUUGGACUGAUUAAAUUUUUUAACCACUCAAAAUACGGAUCAGUAUGGAUCUGUGUCACUGAUGUUGGAAUCGGUCACAUUUUCUAAUUUUGUCUCAUGACUAAUGAUUAAUAUUUCACUGUGGUUUUGUUUGAAAUGGGGAUUGUCUUUUGGUUUUGGAAUAAUGUGUUGGCAAAAAAAAAAAUAAUAAUAAUAAUUGAAUACUGCAAGAGGGGUUCAGAGUGACAGGUAAUUAUAUUCUGGCACUCGCAAACCGGGACACUUAUUUAUUCUAUGAAAAACUGGAAUUUGGCCAGUAUUUGAAGACAAGUUAUUUUGUCAACAGUAUAGAUGGCAAAUGUUUUUCUUGCUUUUGAAUCACAAAGCACCAGUCCAUCGUAUUUUUUUUGUUUGUUGUUGUUUGCCUUCUGUGCUUGCUCUUUCAAUUUGUUUGAGCUUCUACCUUUCAUCGGGUUAUUGAUGUAAUUGAGCUUUCCUAGUCUCAGUAAACCUCUAAAAAGAAGCGUAGCAGCAUUUAAUUAAACUUUUGAGGUCAGCCAUUACUUCCAAUGACAGCUUAUUGGUUUUGGGUAAAUUAUCGUCUACCUCUGCACAACAAUACCGGCAUGGUUACGUGUUCCUUCAGGAAGACCACGCCUUCCUUCCUCUUUAAGCAACAAGCAACAGUAGUUUUCAUAGUAUUUACAUGAUGGCAUACUCCCCCCCCCAUCAGUUCUGUGUCUGAAUCUGUCAUAGAGUUUAACUUGGCUUUAUAUGUUUAACAGAAAGUAAACAAAACAACAAAAGGUACAUCAACUGGUCUGUAUUAAAUCCUGUUAUAACCCUCUGGCACUAGCUUAGUGUUGGCUGUGCUGUCCAUUUCUUGUAAUGCAGUUCAAAGGUCGACAGAAUCUCAAUGCCAGAGUAUUUUCAGUAUUAUAUUGUUGGUUAUAUUUGAAUUUUCAUUACAAUAAAGUACAGUUUUAUUAAAAAA